Molecule: messenger RNA, 2194 nt
Organism: Sipha flava (yellow sugarcane aphid)
Lineage: Eukaryota; Metazoa; Arthropoda; Insecta; Hemiptera; Aphididae
Product: solute carrier family 46 member 3-like
Exons: 10
Coding region: 587-2086 (499 amino acids)
Biological process (GO): transmembrane transport
Cellular component (GO): membrane
Molecular function (GO): transmembrane transporter activity
Source: RefSeq, a predicted model, not a curated record
UUAUUUAACUUGAUUCGUGAGAUCAUCGUGUGUGUAACUAUCCGACCAUUUUUACAAUCACAUCCAUCGAUUAUUAUAAAAUUUCAACAGUUUUUCUCAGAUUUUAACAGAACAUUAGAGCUGCUAACUACAUGUUUGUCACACAUCACUGUCAUUAAAUAAUCAUCGCAUUAUUAUGACAUGUGAACCAAAUAAUAGUCGAUCGAAUCCGGGAAAUACAUAUAUCAAAUACUAAUCGCCCGAGGAACAAUAACAGUCGGGAAAAAAGCAUUCAGGAAAAAGGCUUUCGGGCAUACGGACUUUCGGAAAAAAUUAUACUCAGGAAAAAAGACAAUCGGGAAAAAUAUCGUUAACCAAAAAAAUAUUUCAUAAACCAGUAACGAUUUUACUUACAAUGGUGUUUCAUUUUUACUUUUCUGUGAAUAAAUUUUCUGGUGAUAGAUCCACACCAAGGAUAAUAUAUAACAUCUUAUACCAAUGGGCUAAAAAGACGCGGUAGUUUCUUGUUGGACAUACAUGACCAUGAAAAGGCAGCGAAAGAUUCAAAUAAUCCAAUAAUCCACUCAGACGACCGCGGACGCACAUCAUGACCGCGACGGUCGUGCCGGCGCGACGGCGCAGCACGUUCUGGGACGACAUGACCAUCGAGCCGGUGGUCGCGUGCUACAUGACGGCGUUCACGCUGAUCACGCUCACCGUGUCCAACCUGAACCUGCAGAAGGCGUGCAAGGUGAACCUACGGCUGGCCAGUGACACGUGCGAGGCGCUGGUGACGAAGGGCGCGGGCUCGAGCGCCGCGGACGAGGUGGCCGUGCAGCGGCUGGUGGCCGGUAUGAUGAUGUGGCAGACGUGCGCGCAGAACGUGCUGCCGUGCCUGGUCAUGCUGCUGGUGGGCUCGUGGAGCGACCGCACCCGGAAGCGCGUGCCGUGCAUGCUGCUGCCGCUGUACGGCGAGCUGGUGCGCAACGCCGGCCAGCUGCUGUGCGUGUACUUUUUCGACCAGCUGCCCAUGGAGGCGGCCGGCAUCGCCGAGUCCAUACCGCUGGCGGUUACCGGUGGCCAGACGCUGUUGACCAUGACCGCGUACAGUUACAUGGGCGACGCCACGUUGAUUAAAAAUCGAACGUUUAGAAUUGGAGGACUCAAUGCUGUUAUGGCCAUAUCUAUGGCGCUCGGAACUUCGCUGUCUGGCAUAGUAUAUAAUCAAUUAGGGUUCUAUGGAGCAUACGGUCUUUCGUCUGUGUUAAUUAUAAUAGGUUUGGUGUACGGAUUAUUGUUCGUCGAAGAGAUUGCUCCGAUAACGGUAGUGAACGAAAACAAAUCAUUUAAGACCACCCUCACGGAGUUUUUCAACUUCAAACAAGUCACAGAGUCAUUGAAAACAACUUUUAAAAAACGACCAAAUACCCAACGACUAAAGAUCAUUGUUUUGUUAAUCAUACUCAUGGCGAAUGCUGGCACAAAUAACGGUUACCGGACGGUAUCUUAUUUGUACACUCGUGUGCAAUUCAACUGGACUGAAGUCAAGUACAGUAUAUUUUCAACGUAUGAACUGACAGUAAAUAUAAUCGGUCUUUUAUUUACCAUAUUUAUUCUUAGUAAGCAACUAAAAAUUUCUGAUGAAAUUAUUGGAGUCUUAUCGACCAUAAGUCAAACACUUGCGUCUUUAUACUACGUUUUCGCUUUCAAUCAAUUUCUUUUCUACCUGGGACCUUUAUUGAACAUCUUAACGGCUGCAGAAAAUAUAUCUAUAAAAUCUCUAAUGACAAAACUAGUACCAAAUUCUGAACUCAGCCAAAUAGCAGCAAUAUUUGGAAUUUCUGAAAUCGUUGUUUCCUUGUUUUCUGGACUCUUGUACAAUGGCUUAUAUGAAAUCACUCUAAAUACACUACCUAGCGCUUUUUAUUUCAUCACGUUCAUUUUCAGCAUAUUCUCAAUUGCAUUAUUCCUAUGGAUGUACGUGGUGCGAAAACACGACCGUGAAUCCUCAAAUGAUGUAAUAAAACAUACAGAGAAUUCACAUCUGAAGUCAAAAACUAUUGAUCGUUCCACUUAUGGCACUGUAAUAAAACAGAUCAAAACGUAAUUACAUACAGAUAGUGAAUAUUCCUAGUAUAAUACAUGAAAUAAAGUGUAAAAUAACUUAAAAUAUUUAAAUACCUAUAAGUUAAACUAAUGUUAUAAUUUCUACAAA